Molecule: messenger RNA, 2077 nt
Organism: Oncorhynchus masou masou (cherry salmon)
Lineage: Eukaryota; Metazoa; Chordata; Actinopteri; Salmoniformes; Salmonidae
Product: glycerophosphodiester phosphodiesterase domain-containing protein 5-like
Exons: 17
Coding region: 1-1782 (593 amino acids)
Biological process (GO): lipid metabolic process
Cellular component (GO): membrane
Molecular function (GO): glycerophosphodiester phosphodiesterase activity
Source: RefSeq, a predicted model, not a curated record
AUGGGGUCCGUGUCCAGUCCGAAGCUGGGGAAGCUAAAGGUGGUGCGGCGGCAGCUGCUGCAGAGGUAUGAGCACCAGCCGUUUGUGUCGUGUCUGGCUGGUCUGUACGGGUGUCAAUGGAGACGCUACCAGAGGACCAAGUCACAGCCUGGGGAGUGCUGCUGCAGCAGGGUGGAGUGUGGGAGCGUGGUCCUUCUGGUCCUGACCUUCCUCCUCUCCUCUCUGUUCCUCUACUUCUGGAGCCAGGCUCACAACGAUUACAAUGAUUUUGAUUGGUUUAACUUUGAGACUCUGGGAUUCUGGUUCCCCUGGUCUCUGGUGCUGCUGGUUGUUGCUGCUGCUCUGUUCACCUACAUCUCUCUGCUGCUGGUACUGGCAGUGUGUUUACUGUCUGAGGGACAGAGGUUGUACCUUCACUGGAGUCACAAGAUGGGGAUUGUGGUGACCCUGGCAUUCGCUGUCAGUGCCACGGCUGUUCUGUCUGAGGUGUGGAGUAAAGAGUGGAAGACCCUCCUCCUCUCCCUGCAGGUCACAGCCCCCUUUCUUCAUGUAGGCGGGGUUUUAUUUAUGACUCUCCUGUCCUGGCCAAUAGCGCUGCACUUUUUUCGCAUGAACAAGAGAGUGCAUCAGGUGUGUCUGUUGGGUGUGUACCUGGGUGUAUUGUUCAGUCUGUACCUGGUUCCUCUGGCCAUGUAUUCUCCCUGCAUCAGAGAAGCUGGAACCCUGGGACCCAAACCAACACUCCUCGGACACAGAGGAGCUCCCAUGCUUGCUCCAGAGAACACUCUAAUGUCCUUUGAGAGUGCAGUGGAGGCUGGAGUGGACGGGCUGGAGACUGACAUCACUAUAAGUGCUGAUGGCGUUCCGUUUGUGAUGCAUGACCUCACCCUGCAGAGGACCACUAACGUAGAGGAGGUGUUUCCUAACAGAACACACACACAUGCUGCCCUGUUCACCUGGUCUGAUGUACAGCUGCUCAACGCUGGGGCCUGGUUCCUCUCUUGGGAUCCUUUUGGCACGGUGUCCUCUCUGUCUCCAGAGCAGCGAGCGCGAGCUGCCAAUCAGACUGUUCCCUCCCUGGCUGAAGUUCUGGACGUAGCGAAUCGGACGGGCAGGACUGUGUUGUUUGACCUGAGACAGCCUCCUCCUGGACACCCUUAUAGAGACAACUACCUCAACAUCACCCUCGACCUCAUACACACACACAUCAACUCCAGCCAAGUGCUGUGGCUGCCAUCAGAUCAGAGAGGGGAGAUACAGCAGGUGGAUCCAGAGCUGCAACAGACAGCCGGACAGACUGCCUCUAUUCAGGAACUACAGGACAACCACAUCACUUCCCUCAAUCUGCAUUACAGCACCAUGUCUCUACAACACAUCAGUAAGUACAGGUCGGUGAACAUCAGUGUGAACCUGUAUGUAGUGAACCAGCCGUGGCUCUACUCUCUGGCCUGGUGCAGUGGAGCAUCCUCUGUUACCACCAACAACAUGCUGCUGAGAGAUAUACACACACCGCUGCUCCUUGUGACUCCAGAGCAGUACAGUGUGAUGUGGGUUUUGACUGACCUGGUCUCUGCUGCUCUUAUCGUCUGCAUCUUCAUAUUCCACUGGUGGCGUGAGCGAGGCUUACACUUCUGGUCAGGCAGUCGGCAGACACACAAGACCGGGCCUUAUAGCAAGUUCCGGACCGAUCCAGUGGAGUCAGGGAGGGGUCGAUGGAAUCCCUUCCACUCAGAGUCUCCCACUAGAACCCUCAUCUCCCUCCCUCUGGACCUUAACCCAUGAACCACUCAACUCGCGAACCCUGCAUGAACCAAUGAACCUCCCAUGAACCCUCUGGUUCUCAACCCUUGAAACCUGCAUGAACCUCCCAUGAACCAUUCCCAAACCAUUGGACCUCAACCCACACAUGAACCCUGCACCAACCGCUGACCUGAACCUCAACUACCACACCCCUGACCUCUAACCCAUAUCCUUUGCCCGGCAGAGCUCAGCGACGUCUGGUCCAUCUCCAGUGGGAAUGUCCGAACGGAACUACGUACCCCCAGUACCCUCCACACCAUCACAGAGGAAUAACACA